CCACGCCCCCUCCUGGAGGAAUGCACUUCCGGUCUCUGGGCCCGCCCCUCUCCGGCUGCGGCGCCACGUCAGGCCUGUGCAGCUCCGGUCCGUGCGCUGUUCUCUUCCCCUGGAGGUCGCUGGUGGGAGCUGCAGGAUGGAGAGCCUCUACCGAGUGCCGUUUACCGUGCUGGAGUGUCCGAACCUCAAGCUGAAGAAGCCUUCAUGGCUGCACAUGCCCUCCGCGAUGACGGUCUAUGCCAUGGUGGUGGUCUCCUACUUCCUCAUCACUGGAGGAAUAAUUUAUGAUGUUAUUGUGGAACCACCCAGUGUUGGCUCAAUGACAGAUGAGCAUGGUCACCAGCGACCAGUGGCUUUUCUGGCCUACCGGGUGAAUGGGCAGUAUAUAAUGGAAGGCCUAGCUUCAAGCUUCCUAUUUACAAUGGGAGGUUUAGGUUUUAUAAUUCUUGAUAGGUCUAACGCACCAAAUAUUCCCAAGCUGAAUAGAUUCCUUCUGCUUUUUAUUGGCUUUGUCUGUGUCCUGUUGAGCUUCUUCAUGGCCAGAGUCUUCAUGAGGAUGAAAUUGCCCGGAUACCUUAUGGGCUAAGUGUUCCAUAGAACCAGCACUUAUAAUUCGCAGUAAUAAUGGAAGGAAUAACGUCCACACUGUAAAACUACAUAGAAAUUGCUUACAUGUGAAGAAUAGCAGAGAGAGAAUUUCCUCAAGGACAUUGUUUGCCAACAAAAAAAUAUUUUUGUAUAUGGUUUUUCACAUUUUUUGUUGUUUUUGGUUCAGAAUUAAACUUUUUUUUUUUUGUUUAAAGU
This is a messenger RNA of Hyla sarda, 804 nucleotides long. RefSeq names its product oligosaccharyltransferase complex non-catalytic subunit (gene OSTC). The transcript is spliced from 5 exons. Gene Ontology annotation, cellular component: oligosaccharyltransferase complex. NCBI's taxonomy places the organism in Eukaryota, Metazoa, Chordata, Amphibia, Anura, Hylidae. Bases 137 to 586 code for a protein of 149 amino acids. The record is from RefSeq and is a predicted model, not a curated record.